UGAUGAAGAUUUUUCUUUUCAGUUGCGUUUUGGGGAGACAUUGCGUUGGACGAGGAGGAUCUGCGGAUGUUUCAGAUCGACAGGACAAUAGACGUGACGCAACACACACACACUCUCACACACACUCACACACACUCCAGACAAGGACAAACGACUGACUAUAGGCCUAUGAACUCCAGUCAAGAAUCAGCCUCCGGUCCCAGGACCCAGACUGGGAAAACAGCUGCUGGAAGGACUGGGAAGGCUGGGAAAGCCGUAAAGAGUGGGAAUACUGUGAAGUCGGCUAGAUUCGGGAAAACAGAGAAUGCCUGGAGUGUUGUUGUGAAGAAUCGUGUUCCCAGAGCAGCAACCUCCCGAGCUGAGAGGAUCUGGCCAGGGGGAGUCAUACCUUACAUCAUAGGAGGAAACUUCACCGGCAGUCAAAGAGCGAUGUUCAAGCAGGCGAUGCGUCACUGGGAGAAACUGACCUGCGUGACCUUCAUAGAGAAGACUGAAGAAGAGAGUUACAUCGUCUUCACGUACAGACCCUGUGGCUGUUGCUCCUACGUGGGUCGUCGUGGUAAUGGUCCUCAGGCGAUAUCGAUAGGGAAGAACUGUGAUAAGUUUGGCAUCGUGGUUCAUGAGUUGGGUCACGUGAUCGGGUUCUGGCAUGAACACACCCGGCCCGACCGAGACGAUCACGUCACCAUCAUCAGAGACAACAUACAACCAGGUCAGGAGUAUAACUUCUUGAAGAUGGAACCAGGAGAGGUGAACUCGCUGGGAGAGCAUUAUGACUUCGACAGCAUCAUGCAUUAUGCUAGGAACACCUUCUCACGAGGUAUGUUUCUAGACACCAUCCUCCCAUCUAGAGAUGAGAAUGGGAUCCGUCCUGCCAUUGGACAGAGGACCCGACUCAGUAAAGGAGACAUCUCUCAGGCCAGGAAGCUCUACAGAUGCCCCGCGUGCGGGGAGACCCUACAGGAGUCGACAGGUAACUUCUCGUCGCCCGGUUACCCCAAUGGUUAUCCCUCGUACACACACUGUGUCUGGAGGGUCUCUGUCACGCCGGGAGAGAAGAUUGUUCUAAACUUUACCACUAUGGACCUGUAUAAGAGCUCUCUCUGUUGGUAUGACUACAUAGAAGUUAGAGAUGGAUACUGGAGGAAGGCCCCACUGCUAGGUAGGUUCUGUGGGGAUCAGGUUCCUGAGGGUCUGGUGUCGUCAGAGAGUCGGAUGUGGAUUGAGUUCCGAAGCAGCAGUAACUGGGUGGGAAAGGGAUUUACAGCUGUUUAUGAAGCUGUCUGUGGAGGAGAGAUCUUGAAGGAUCAGGGCCAGAUUCAGUCCCCUAACUAUCCUGAUGACUACCGUCCAUCUAAAGACUGUGUUUGGAGGAUCACCGUCUCAGAGGGGUACAACGUAGGACUCAGCUUCCAGGCCUUUGAGAUUGAGAGACAUGACAGCUGUGCCUACGACUACCUGGAGGUGCGUGACGGCCCGGCUGAAUCCAGCCCUCUGAUUGGUCGAUUCUGUGGGUACGACAGACCAGAGGACGUCCGCUCCACCUCACACAACCUCUGGAUGAAGUUCGUCUCCGACGGAACCGUCAACAAGGCCGGCUUCGCUGCCAACUUCUUCAAAGAGGAGGAUGAGUGUUCUAAGCCAGAUAACGGAGGCUGUGAACAGAGGUGUGUCAAUACGCUGGGCAGCUUCAAGUGUGCCUGCGACCCCGGGUACGAGCUGGCCCUGGACAAAAAGAGCUGCGAAGCUGCAUGUGGAGGUCUUCUGUCUAAGCUGAACGGAACCAUCUCCACUCCCGGCUGGCCCAAGGAGUACCCCCCUAAUAAGAACUGUGUGUGGCAGGUAGUUGCUCCAACCCAGUACAGAAUAUCAAUGCAGUUUGAAUCCUUCGAGCUGGAGGGCAACGAGGUGUGUAAGUAUGACUUUGUGGAGGUGCGUAGCGGCCUGUCGUCAGACAGUAAGCUGCACGGAAAAUACUGCGGUACGGAGGUUCCCGAGGUCAUCACAUCACAGUACAACAACAUGAGAAUAGAGUUCAAGUCUGACAACACCGUGUCCAAGAAGGGCUUCAAGGCUCACUUCUUCUCUGAUAAGGAUGAAUGCAGUAAGGAUAAUGGUGGCUGCCAACAUGACUGUAUAAACACGGUGGGGUCGUACGUCUGCCAGUGUCGACACGGAUUCAUACUGCAUGAGAACAAACAUGACUGUAAAGAAGCUGAGUGUAAGCAUAAGGUCCACAGCCCCAGCGGGACCAUGAACAGCCCCAACUGGCCUGAUAAAUAUCCCAGUAGGAAGGAAUGUACCUGGGACAUCACCACUACACCUGGACACAGAGUCAGACUGUCAUUUAAUGAAUUUGAGAUCGAGCAGCAUCAGGAGUGUGCCUAUGAUCACCUGGAGGCCUUUGACGGGGAGGGUGACUCAGCGGCCAUCUUGGGUCGGCUGUGUGGCAGUAAGAUUCCGGAACCGUUGGUCUCCACGGGUAACAAGAUGUACCUGCGUUUCAUCUCUGACGCCUCGGUUCAGAGGAAAGGAUUCCAGGCCACACACUCCACUGAGUGUGGAGGGAGGUUGAAGGCAGAGACUCGUCAGAAGAACCUUUACUCACACUCCCAGUUUGGAGAUAACAACUACCCUGGCCAUACGGACUGUGAGUGGUUGGUGACGUCAGAGGAGGGUUACGGUAUAGAGUUGACCUUUACGACCUUCGAGGUGGAGGAGGAGGCGGACUGUGGUUAUGACUACAUAGAGCUGUACGAUGGUUAUGACUCUAACUCACACAGACUGGGACGGUUCUGUGGUUCUGGGCCCAGAGAGGAGAUCUACUCCGCGGGUGACGCGGUGUUGAUCCGUUUCCAUAGCGACGACACCAUCAGUAAGAAGGGGUUCCACAUCCGCUACAUCAGCACCCAGUUCCAGCAGAACCUUCACACCAGGAAGUGAUGUCACAACACCCCGACCCCUAGCCUCACUGUGCCGACAAGACAACCACAGGCCCCUUUUCUCCUCUGACUGACAGGCGCCAAAUACACACACACACACACAAACACACACACACACACAAACACACACACACACACAAACACACACACACACACACUGUUUUGAAGAGAGGAGUGAGUGUGGGUGAGAACCAGAGGAGAGAGGGGGAGGACUGAUCAGUCCGUCUCUUAACAGGGGAGCUUCUAGAACUCUGAGGACUACAUGUGAAGAGAGACUGGAUCACAGCUUCACACUGUAACAGGAUUAAUGGAACUGUUUUAAGGACGGGAACUGGAUUAAAUACUGAAACUGGAUUAAAUACUGAAACUGGAUUAAAUACUGAAACUGGAUUAAAUACUGAAACUGGAUUAAAUACUGAAACUGGAUUAAAUACUGAAACUGGAUUAAAUACGGAAACUGGAUUCAACACUGAAACUGGAUUAAAUACUGAAACUGGAUUAAAUACUGAAACUGGAUUAAAUACGGAAACUGGAUUAAAUUCUGAAACUGGAUUAAAUACUGAAACUGGAUUAAAUACUGAAACAGUCUUAAAUACUGAAACUGGAUUAAAUACUGAAACUGGAUUAAAUACUGAAACUGGAUUAAAUUCUGAAACUGGAGUGUGAACAGGAACUGGAUUUAAUACUGGAACUGGAGUGACUAACUAACUGACUGGCUGUUUGGCUGACUGAGUCGCUGACUAUUUGACUGAGUGACUGGCUGACUAUUUUACUGGCUAACUGACUGACUGUCUGAUUGGCUGGUUGACUGAUUGACUGGCUGACUGACUGUCUGAUUGGCUGGUUGACUGAUUGACUGGCUGACUGACUGUCUGAUUGGCUGGUUGACUGAUUGACUGGCUGACUGACUGUCUGACUGACUGUCUGAUUGGCUGGUUGACUGAUUGACUGGCUGACUGACUGUCUGAUUGACUGGCUGACUGACUGUCUGAUUGGCUGGCUGACUGUUUUACUGGCUGUUUGGCAGGCUGACUGACUGGCUAACUGAUUCACUGAUGGACUGGCUGACUGACUGACUGACUGGCUGACUGACUGAGAGAAGCAUGAGGUAACGCUGAGGCAACAUUAUACAAACUGAGAGACAACAUCCUGAUAACUUUCUGACAACUUCCUGUUCAGACAAUGUUCAGACAACGUUUCAAACAAACCUCAUACAAACCGAGAGACGACCUUCAGACAACGGCCAGACAACUUACGGUGCUGACAACGUUCUGACCAUUUUUGAGGUUUGACAAUGUCCUGACAGAAAACAUUCUGACAACGUUCAGACAAACUUUAUACAAACUGAGAGACAAUGUCUUUCUGACAACGUUCUGACAACGUUCUUCUGAAAACGUCCUGACAACGUUGGGUUUUGACAGCACUUAUAUUGCCUUAGAACCAAAUGUACGUUCUUGAGUCUCUCUAACAUUAGUUGUUAUUUGUUUGUUUGUUUGAAUAAUUUGAUUUGACAAUGAGUUUGCAGAACUUGAAAGAUUUAUUGUUAAAUAAGACAAAAGAGGAAACUGGUCAGGUGUGUGUGUGAGUGUGUGUGUGUGUGUGUGUGUGUGUGUGUGUGUGUGUGUGUAAAGAGUUGUCUCAUGUAUUGUAUGUGCCAAGCUCCUGGUGAUCCUGUCCCUCUGUUGGAUCUGUCUAGACCUCUCUCCUCCAUGUUUGUAGUUCUGUUCUAUCAUAUCUCCUCCAUGUUUGUAGUUCUAAGGAACAACAAUGGCUUCCUCUCUAUGCUGAGUCAUUAAAACUACACACAGGUAAAAGAUAA
Oncorhynchus kisutch (coho salmon) is the source of this 4761-nucleotide messenger RNA. RefSeq names its product dorsal-ventral patterning tolloid-like protein 1. Lineage: Eukaryota; Metazoa; Chordata; Actinopteri; Salmoniformes; Salmonidae. The record is from RefSeq and is a predicted model, not a curated record. Gene Ontology annotation, biological process: proteolysis. Gene Ontology annotation, molecular function: serine-type endopeptidase activity; metalloendopeptidase activity; zinc ion binding.